Messenger RNA from Sycon ciliatum, 1616 nucleotides. RefSeq lists its product as uncharacterized. The record is from RefSeq and is a predicted model, not a curated record. NCBI's taxonomy places the organism in Eukaryota, Metazoa, Porifera, Calcarea, Leucosolenida, Sycettidae. The coding region runs from base 86 to 1009 and encodes 307 amino acids. The transcript has 7 exons.
CGAAGGAAUAUUUUUGUUUUGCUUCACACCACAAGGUUUUCAUUGGCGACGAUCACUAGUUUCUUUCGUAGUCUCUCAACGGUGCAUGCACCGGAGAACUGAGAGAAUCGGAGUGGCGACUCGACCACAAAGUCCGUUGAGAGGGACCGUAGCCGGAGACAGCAGUUCAUACCGGAGCUCGUUGUCAACCAUGCUGAUAGCUUUUCUAUUUCUUAGCGGUGCGGUGCAGGGCGCUUGGGCCGCUGCUCAGUGCAAUAUGAGAUCUGGUUCGACGUGCGCUUGUGAUAUGGCGGACGGCAGUGGCUUCAUUGAUCUCUCUUUGAUCAGUAACAACGGAGACAAUCCCAAGCCUUUUUUUCCGAACAUACCGCAGCCGUCGAGUAGGUGGUUCUACUCGUAUAAUCCCUGCAAAGGAUUUGACGAUGGCCAUUGUGUGAAAGACAAUGCGGUAUGUCAAAACCAUGGCGAUUCCUGCGGUCGUCAACCCAAUGCCAAGAUCGACACGACCGUCAACCCACCGACAAUAACGUACACGGGAGGAGAUGUAUUUUCGACAUUCGGCCCUCGGAAGUCCGUCGUAGCCCUUGUGUGUGAUCUGAGCACCGAUCAUGACAUGAAGUGGAGCAAAGAGGAUCCCAAGGGAACAUAUCAAUACACAUUAACGUCGAACUACGCCUGCGUCCAGAAACCAGCACCGCCAGCAACCACACAGGCGCCACCACCAGGGCCCACACAAGAACCACCCCCAGCCUGGACAACCAGUCAAAGACGCUCUCCCGAGCACAACAUCGUCAGUCUGGGAACUAUCUUAGACAUCAGUGUCAUAUUUCUUCUUUCCACGUACUUUGCGGUUGGGUUUGCGUUCAUGUACGUACAUCGCGGAGAGAGAGGUCGGCAGGCGCUUCCAAACUAUGCCUUCUGGGCAGCCUUGCCGGGUUUGAUCAAGGAGGGUACUCUUUUCAUUGUCUCCAAGGCAAGGCGAAGUAGGGAAGGCUAUGAACAGAUCUAGCCAGUGCCCAGUGACCGCCAUACUGUCCAUACCGUACUUCUUGCAGCACUGCAACUGUCUCCCUACAAUUGUCUCCCUCGUGGCGUAGCCUCCAUUACAAGCCGUGACGUAGAGACCUACAUUGCACUUGGCUGUAUCGUUGAGAUUUUUUUCAACUUGAUCCUUGGUUUUAUCAGACUUGUUUGCUUCUGUGAGAGCAGCCGUUGAGAAUUUAGUUACCGUAACGAUAACCGUACCGGCUGGAAAUAGCAAAUACCACCGAAAUGGCAUUCUGUUGACUUGGAAAGCUGGAAUUGACAAUUCUGCAGAUAAUUUUAAAAAUAACGGAAUGCUAUCUCAGAGCAGGUUCUCUUUGUGUGCAGUUACGCAGCAAUUUAGUUGUUGCUAAAGAUUAUGAAUUAUGAUACUCUGUAAUAACUACUUGUCCAUUGUUGAUCCAAUGGCCGCAAUACAAUUUUUCUAUCUCUCUAGUUCACUUGCCUCGCAAGCCUCACUAUUUUGCUAUUCUUCUGCAUCAUAUUUGCUUGAUACUUCAGCAGGAUCUAAUGGAGUAUGGCUUGAAUUGUCUCAGGAAUCAAGAAUUUUAGGUGCCGUCUCGGCGGAAGGA